Molecule: messenger RNA, 1703 nt
Organism: Durusdinium trenchii
Lineage: Eukaryota; Dinophyceae; Suessiales; Symbiodiniaceae
Source: the annotation of a GenBank genome assembly
CCCCUCGUUGUUUCUGAAUGGGCAGCAUUUGAGAAUCAUUGGUUUAUUGGGACUUCAUGGCGCUUGCACUUCUGACGGCUUUGCUUUUGGCGCCUGUCAGCGCUUGGCCAAGUGGGCAAAUACGGGUGCUGGGCCUUGCUUCAAGAGGAAACACCAUCAAGGGAGCUUCAGCGCUAGACAAAGAAACCAAUGUAACAAUGCCCCCGGGUGUUUUCCUAGUUAAGCUCCGAUAUUCAUUUUGUGAACCGACUGGCCUUCUUUGACGAUGCUGGAUUUGAACGACCAGGGGACUGCAAGUACUUGACAAGAAGGGGUAGUAACACAGGCUACAGGUUGUCAGGUCAUCCUAAGAGUACUGUUCAAAAAAUGCUCUGUAAAGGUCCCUAAAGGUUCAGGAACCGCCUGCGCUUGCGCCCACUUCGAGAAGAUUUGUCACCACUCGACCUGCCACAGCAGCUCCAACUCUGAAGGUCAUUGCUGCCGGUGUCUCUCGCACGUCCACGCAGUCACUCUCGUUGGCGCUGACAAGGUUAGGCUACAAGACUCUCCAUGCUGAAGGAUUUCAUCCGAAGAUCCCGCUCUACAAGGAGGCGCCCGAAUUGGUGGACAUGGUGACAAAGGCAGCGUUGAAGUCCUUGCAAGCCGAGGACUUCAAUGUGCUGCUGCCUGUUUUAGCCCACAUCGAGCGACUGAACGUCACAGCUCUCGUGGAUAUCCCUUGGUCUGCUUAUGGUGUGGAGCUUCACGAGAAGUAUCCCAAUGCCAAGAUCAUUCUCACAGUCAGAGACAAGCAUUCUUGGUUCCAGAGUUACUGGGAACACUUUCGAUGGGGUGCGAUCUUGCCACCGCCACCAUUCCCAUCUUUUCCCAUCACGCAGCCAUUUCCACUGACUGUGCUUUACCAGCCCUUUGUGCAAUACUGGCGGCUGGUCUCCCAGAGGCUUCAGUGCACAGCAAUCACCAGUUUUCCGCCGCGGAUGCUUUCCAGGAAGGACAAGCAAGACUGCCUGGAUGGCUUUGAGAUGCAUAUUGAAAGGUUGAAAAACGCGGUGCCGCUGGAAUCCUUGUUGAUUUACAACAUUCGGGAAGGUUGGGAUCCACUUUGUCGUUUCCUUGGAGUACCUGUGCCAGAUUUUCCCUUUCCCCGGGAAGAUUCCUACAGCAUGAUCCACUGGAAAGUUGGUCCAGUGAUUUUUCUCGUAGUCGUCUACCUAUUCUAUGGCCUGGUGCUAUUGCUGCUCCACUUCAUUUUGACAUUCCAACUACGGAAGCUCUGGCGACAGAAAAGGGACUGAGGUGCCAGUGAACGCAAGAUGUCUGAUCUCUCUUAAUUCAAGGCCUUUGGGUACAUUUGUGGUAUGUACAGUGUGCACUUCCGACUCGCAUCCAUUUGUGUGCUUCCGAAUCUGCAAACUGGAAGGAGCGAGGUCGGGUGCGUGCCAUGGCGCGAAUUUGGAAGCUAGAGGCCUACUUUGGAGCUCGAAGACUCCAGUUAGUGCUCGGCUUUGCUGGACCAAUUAAAUACUGGACAGCGCAACCGACACCGGAAAGCUUGAAGGUUGUUGAAAGGCUUUGUAAACAAGCUGCUUGACACCAGGCAACUGAAAAACUAAUUCGAUGAACAUGCUGCCUCACAGGCAGAAUCGGAUGUCCUUCUGGUGAGCUGAAAGCAAGGUGAAGCAUCGAGCGGCACAAGUUACAAA